GACUGACUGCAACACACAGUGGGAAAACUUUUUUUCUGUGGGGCGGUGAUACUUACGGAUGAAAUCCGCAAAUUUUCUCAGUCUUUUGCGCUGUAAAAAAAUACAAAGUAUAACAGCAGUUCGUUUAUAUUUAGCUUAAUGCAGAGAAAACCCCUGAAUAUUACAUUGUCCUUAUAGUUUAUUGCAACGUUACAAACUUUGGUCAUCGUAACAUCGACUCGGACAAAAAGUGGAUCAGUGUUUUUCUACAUUUAAUCACAAAGUAUUCUGUAUGCAGACCAUCAUAUCAAUUGACAUCAACACAAGAUAGUUGCCGUUAGGGGAUGACGGCUGUGCCGCUGGACCCCUAGAGCAGGACGGUAUGACGUCACAGACCAGCAGCCCCAGACCCUCCAGAGUUUGACCCGGGAUGGAGCUGAAGGUGUGGGUCGAUGGAGUUCAGCGUGUGAUCUGUGGGGUCACAGAGGCCACCACCUGCCAGGAAGUGGUCAUCGCUCUGGCUCAAGCAAUUGGUCGCACAGGACGCUAUACACUGAUUGAAAAAUGGAGGGACACCGAGCGACAUCUCGUUCCUCACGAGAGUCCGGUGGCCUCACUGAACACUUGGGGGCAGUAUGCAGGCGACGUGCAGUUUAUCCUACACCGCACAGGUCCAUCUCUCAAUGAGUACCCCUCAACCGAAGGUCUGAAUUCUCGAGGCCCAGAGCGUGGCUUGCAUCGGCAGAGCCUUCCGUUGAUGGCCAAGCUCCGAGCUCCGGGUGAUCGGUCCUUCUGUCGGCGUGAACCACGCCGCAAAUCUCUGACCUACACCGGUGCGCCCCGCAGUCUGAGGGACAUCCUUAGUGGAGGAAGGCUCGGUGACACCAGUGCCAGACAACGAGAGGUUUUAGUAAAAAGUCCCCACAAUUCGCCGUCACUCUCCCCCCGGGUAUCAGCCCAAAGAAUGGAGGACCUUACCCAACUGGUGAGACUGCAGAGGGAGACACUUUCGUUUCUAGACAGCAGGACGGAGGCGUACGAGGCAGAGCUCCGAAUGAUGACUGAGAAAAGAGUUGGACUCGAGGACGAUGAAUUGUAUGUGAAGAUGAUGGAGGAAGUUUCAAGGUUGGAAAAGCAGGUGCGAAGGAACAAGGUAGACAUCGAGGAAGAAGAAUUCUGGGCAUCCGAGCUGGAGAUUGAGCGGGAGAGCGAGAGGCAGCUGCAGGAGCACCUCCAGGAGUUGAGCAGUCGGGUGCGCGGCUGUGAGGCGGAUCUGGAACAGCGGCUGAUGUCUCUGCACGGCGUAGAGGCAGGCAUAGAGGCUCAAAAGCAACAUAAGGAGAUCAGAGACAGCCAGCAGGCCAGUGAGGGGGAAGUGAAGGCUAGACUCCAGAGAGUGAAAUCAGAGCUCAAGGCUCUGGCUCAACACACGGCCCAGCUUGAAAACAGCUCAAGAGCAGUGGAGCGCUCGCUGGCUGAGUCAUGCAAGAGACGGCAGGCGAGUCAGUACGAACUGGAGCAGCUUACCAAAGAGUUGAGGCAGGUAAACCUACAGCAGUUCAUUCAACAAACAGGCACCAAAGUCACGGUUCUGCCCGUGGAGCCCAGUGAUGAGGACUCCAGCAACACAACAGAUGAUAAAGACUUUGCUGCAUUAACUGGCUCACUGAAACGACCGGGCGCAUCUCAUCCAGUGGCUGGCAGCAUCCAUGAACUCCACAGUCCAAUCUCAUCAGGUUUGAAUCCUGAGGGCAUCUACGUUUGAGGAGCAUAAAUCACUUCAGUAGAUGCAAAUCAGAUUUUUAAAAACCUCUCCUUAUAUGUUUUAGACUGAGUUGAUUUGAUUUGUUGCACAAUGAAGGAGAACUUCAGUGGUAUAAUGAAGACCUCUCAAGCGGUUUUUCAAUUCUGUCAUAAUACUUGAUCUUGAUCACAAAGAGCUGCAUACCAUUUCAAAUACAAACAAUAAGUAUGCUGGUUUUCAUAUUUGUAGUGUCUACUGUUAGAAAGUGAUACCUGUAACCUCGUCACAUACAACAAAAAACUAGGCGAUGAAGGAUGAAUUACUUUGGAAGCAUAAAUAUAUUUUUGUAUUCUUAUUUUAGUCUCUAAAAACAUUUGUAUGAAUGUGCCACUUUCAAGCUGACCGGUGAUAUUUAGUUGUUUUUUAUUGUUUUUUUCAUACGAUGGCUUGUGUUAUCCGUUUAUGUAAGUGUUUUUACUACGUUGAGCCAAAGACGAUCUCCUUUUUCAGUUGCAAUAUAUUACUGCAUGACCGCAAAAUAUCGUACUACUCCUUGCUUUAAUUUAGCAAAUGUCAUCAUAGUUGAAAUAUGCAUAACUAAUACUGACAAAUACAAAAGUGUCAUUGCUUGAAAAUGUACUUUUAAUCUUAAAGGGAUACUGGGACAGUUCACCCAAAAUUAAACAUUAUUUCUUGUUUUAAUAUCUCACUGUAUUGAGAUAAAAUUGGGUGAACUGUACCUUAUAUGUUAGUAUAUAUUUGUCUGUUUCAAUAUAUUAAAUCACAGCUAUUUAGCUGAAAAUAGUGCCUUACUGAAAUUCAACCCAAGCCAUGUUAGUAUCAGACUCUGUGAAUUAAAUUUCAGUAUUUUCAGUGUUUGUAUAAAAUAUAUUAUGAUGUUUUGUGUUCAGAUUUGCUCAUAUGGUGUCUUGUACAUAUGGCUGCAUUCAAUUUCAGUAGAUUUUGGGGGUAUUUAAACUUUUUUUAUUUGAUUCCUAAAGUCAGCAUGUACUAUAAAUUUUGUAAACAUAGAAAAGCUUCAUAUAAACCCCUAGAAAGUCUGUAUGUAGUACUGUGAAUCACUAUUAAACCCAAAUCACCCCUA
This is a messenger RNA of Carassius gibelio (silver crucian carp), 2828 nucleotides long. Its product is annotated as ras association domain-containing protein 8-like. The coding region runs from base 410 to 1744 and encodes 444 amino acids. Gene Ontology annotation, biological process: signal transduction. The record is from RefSeq and is a predicted model, not a curated record. The transcript is spliced from 6 exons. Lineage: Eukaryota; Metazoa; Chordata; Actinopteri; Cypriniformes; Cyprinidae.